GACAUUACUGCAAGUAUUGUUGCUGCAUCAUUUAAGAUGAUAAUAUAACAUUAAAUAUCGUAAAUAUGUUAUGAUGGCGAAAGGCCUGUUCAGCCCGAACUGAUAUGAAAUGUCUUAUUGCUCAUCAUGUCUUACGGAAUGAUGGACAGCUGUCACUCACAGCCGAGAGAUUUCAGCAAUCUCACUCAGACAUGCAGCUCAAACAUCCAGAAAAUCACACAAAACACUGGCCAGAUCAAGAGCAUGCUGUUCCAGCUCAGUACCAGACCGGACACACCAGAACUUCAGGACCGACUCCAGCAAAUGCAGCACUACACAAACCAGUUAGCAAAAGAGACCAACAGACAUCUGAAAGAGCUGGGCUCUCUGUCACAGCCGCAGUCCCCUUCAGAACAGCGGCAGCAGAGGAUCCAGAAAGACCGUCUGAUGAAUGACUUCUCGGCCGCCCUCAACAACUUCCAAGUGGUUCAGCGCCGAGCCGCGGAGAGGGAGCGCGAAUCAGUGGCCAGGGCGCGAGCUGGAUCCAGACUCCAGGUUGAUGAGCUCAAUCAAGAUGAACAGCUUGUGACAUUUGAAAAAAAUGAAGGGUGGCGAAUGCAGGCAGAAGAGGAGCCUGUGACUGAAGAGGACCUGGAGCUUAUUAAAGAGAGAGAGACCAAUAUCCGUCAGCUGGAGUCAGACAUCAUGGAUGUGAAUCAGAUCUUCAAGGAUCUCGCAGUCAUGAUCCAUGACCAAGGUGACAUGAUAGAUAGCAUUGAAGCCAACGUGGAGAGCGCAGAGGUGCAUGUGGAGCGAGGGGCCGAGCAGAUCCAGCAGGCGGCCUAUUAUCAGAGAAAAUCCCGCAAGAGGAUGUGUAUUCUGGCUCUUGUCAUGUCGCUAGUGGCAACCAUUUUUGCUAUAAUCAUUUGGCAAGCAGUCAGAUAAGAUGAGAGCUGAACCUGACUGAUCCUGCUCCAGUGUUGAGUGUGUGUGUGUGUGUGUGUCAGAGGUGGCCUUUACCAUUGUGUUUAGCAUUGUUAACUCUUUAAUAGUUACUCUUAAUAGUCUAUUUAAAAUGCAUUCUGUCCAUGCAUUACAAUCAACAUUCAAUCUUCGUCACUCUCUCCGCCCCUCAGCGUUAAUGACCAUGAGAGCAAAGAAAUAAAAAUGAAAGAACAGGGAUUAGAUAAGUGAUUUAAUACAAUAUGGAUAAGAAUAUGCUACAUCAAGAGGAAUUUAUUUACACUUAGGUAAAUCUGAUUUUGACAUUUAGAACUUGUCUUUCUGAUAAUGAAGUGCUGCAAAAUCUCUAAAAAAUGUAUCUUUAUACAGCGAUCUCAUAACAUCGUGUUCAAUUGUAAUCUGGGCAAGUGCGGACAGUAUUUCUUGCCGCGUGUUGGACUGCAUGAGAUAUAAAUAUAGAAAAUUAAACUGCCAGUAGAUGGCAGCAAAUUAUUUUCUUACAGGUUUUUACAAUCACUAGGACUCAUUUCUCAAUACUUAGGUCACUUUUUCAAAUCUCUUCACACAGUUCUCCUACCAACUUUCAGCUUCACAGCAGUUAAUUUCACAUUCAAACUGCACUAAAACUAGCAAACCACUUUAUACAUGUUUUAAAUCAACUCAUUCUUCCAGAACACUAGCAAAGGAUGUCAACCAACAAACACACUUUGGCUGCGUCCGAAAUCUCAUACUCUCUCGAGUAAUUACUUCACGACUGCUAAAAAAGUACAUUCUAUAUAGUAUGAAUGUGUGUAGUAUGAAUGUAAUCUGGAUGUCCUACAUCCUCCACACUGUCAUUAUCAUGUGACCUACCAGCGUCAGUUCACAAACCCUCUUCCAUGGCCUCAUGGGAUAGGAAAUGUCCAUCGUGUGCACACUUAAGAAUCUCGCCGGAAGUAAUAGGCCACUUUUUGCCUGCUGUGAAUUUGGACAUACUUCAUUUGUCACAUGCUGUUUUUUAUAUUCCCUAUUAUAUUGUAGGGAAGUAUGUGAUUUUGGAUGCAGCAUUUGUCACUCAUAAAACAUUGGGUCUCAUUCGCUAACAGUGCGUACGCUCAAAUUUGUGCGUGUAAUAUGCGUGUGAACGUUUUUACGAACAAAUCAUGAUUCAUCAAUAACUUUCGUUCUAAAUUUUAUCCUAAAUUUGCGAAAAAAUGUAGGACUGUUCAUACACAGAUCACAUACCCAUGAAAUUUUAUGCAUACAUAUUUCAUCUUAAAUAUAUUUCAUCAUUACACACACACAUUCUGUAUAUAUAAAGUAAGAAAAGGUGCAUUAUAGCUCGAGCUGCGAGUUUCCUCUGCAUCAAGAUACAGGUGUGCGUAUGUCCAGCUGGCUAAUCUGAGUCUGUAUUACAGGUGUUUCAUGUGUUUGAACUUGUUUUGAGGAUGGCAUUGCUCGAGGAUCUCGCUGCAUGUGCUCUCAGGCAAGAGCGCGUCUGUAGAGCGGCUGAAGGAAAGCCCUUAUAUGGACAUGAUUUGGGCGUGUUUUAUGCAAAUGACUAACCUCGGGCAUGCGGUCGCUCAUUUAGAACGCUGUCCAAAUCCAUUAACGUUCAAACGAGGUUAAGAGCUAAUCCUCACACACGUGUUGUGAAGUAGGUGUACAUUUUUCAUGAGAAGUUCUGUGCGCAUAAAUACAAAUAACACCCGCAAUUAUUAAUGAAUGUGACAGAGUGACCUGAAAAAUACUAACAGGCAGCAUUAUACAAUGUUUGCUUUGUAAAAUGUCUUUAGAAAACAAGAACGACACACUCUCCUGAUGAUAAUUCACUGCAGUAUAUGUAACAUAGCCAAUGUUUGCAUUGCAGUACAAAAUUAUUCCUAAGUUUCCUCUUUUGUAUAGAUAGUAAUGUAAUUGAAAGACUAACAGUUGUUUUGAUAGUAUUUAAUUUUUUAAUUUUUUUUUUACACUAAAAAUGGUACUUGAGGCGACUCGUCUUGAGAACGAGUCUGCAAAACUACACGCACACUUUGCAUUUCUGUUUAUAGUGUAAAUAUACCUAAUUUGAUCACUUAGAAAUCAAAACUCAAUGAUUUGAGAGACAAAUACAUUUUUCACCCUUGCAUUUCUGUUUAUUUUGUAAACCUUUAUUUCUAUAGUGCUUUAUACAAUACAGACUGUUUCAAAGCGACUUCACAAUAGCAACAAGUAAAUUCUGCUCUAACAAGCCAACAGUGUCAUUAUUCAGCUCAAGUGAGUUCAGUGUUGAUUCAGUUCUGUUCAAUAACUGUAACAUUAAUCAACUGUGCAACAAUUGUGAAUAUAUAUAUAUAUAUAUACAGUGUAUUUGUGCUUCAUUUACUGUAUGCAAUGUAGCAAAUUGCUGUCUUAUUUAUUUUUGUAUGAUGUUUUUAUUAUUAGGUUUUGAACAGUUUUGAAAAGAGUAUGUAAACUCUUGUAUAGCACAUAAAGUGUUGGUGGUAGGUGUUUCUAAUUGAGAAAUGCAUUCAUGUAAAUUGAAACAUGUCAUCAUUGAAUGCAUUUUGCGCCAAAGCUGAUAAAUGAUCCACAGUUUAACCCGCAUAGACUGAUGCUGUGAUCACUGUGUGAAGAGUUUUGAGAAAGUGACCCAUUGAGAAAUGUGUCCUGUGAUUGUAAAAACUAACGAGUGAGUCAUUCAAUCAUUCAGUCACAAAGUCACCUUACAUUAACUUCUUGUUUAUGAUAUAAAUAUGAAAAGCAAGUACUCAUGCAGGGACAUUUUUGCCACACAUAUCUUGAUUUUUGGGGGGAAUGUUUAUUAAUUUUGGUGGCAUUUUUGCCUCAAGCCCCCGUUAAUUUCCUUGAUUGCGGGGGCGGGGCUCUUUUUAGAGCACAAGCAGAUGGAGGUGUGUGUGUGUGUUUAUUGUGUGUGUAUUUUAUGCAUGUGCAGGCAUGUAUUUAGGAAAAAAUAACUUCAAUUUCUGCACGAAUUGCUCAAAAUAAAAAUUGUCUCAAACAUUUGUAAUCAUAUACACCCUUCUUAUAAGACAUCAAUCAAGCAUCUCAUCACCUCAGAUCUCAGAUCAAACUUAAUUGGCACUUUAAACAGUAUAUAUUUAUUAUUAAUAUGCAUCAGAUCUCAAUGCUAUGAGCCAUUCAUGCAGAAAUACAGACCAUUUCAAAGUGUUUCACUAAUCCUGCACUUAUGUGUCAGACACUGAUAGUAAGAGAAUAGUUUCCAUAUAAUAUGUUUGUCUAUGAAUUAUCUGGAGCAUAUACGGUACAGCAUUGAAAACGAGACCUACGUUUGCAUGAAUGUAAUUCCUUUUACAAAUGGUAUUUUGUUGCAAGUCUUGGUUCAUUUUUCUCAGCUGAAAUUAUGCAAAAUAAUAAUACUUUGUUUAUUCUCAAGAAAUAUUUAUUUCUCAAAAUGAAUUAAAAGAAACUGUUCUAAUGUUGUGUAUGAUUUGAUGCACAGUGCUUUGAUCUCACAAGUAAAUGUAUUUCUUGGUAGUACAUAAUAAAGAUGAAAUAAGUUUCUUCA
This is a messenger RNA of Megalobrama amblycephala (Wuchang bream), 4450 nucleotides long. It is a transcript of the gene stx12l, whose product is annotated as syntaxin 12, like. Bases 127 to 924 code for a protein of 265 amino acids. Gene Ontology annotation, molecular function: SNAP receptor activity; SNARE binding. The transcript has 10 exons. Gene Ontology annotation, biological process: vesicle-mediated transport; intracellular protein transport; vesicle fusion. Gene Ontology annotation, cellular component: SNARE complex; postsynaptic recycling endosome; synaptic vesicle. The record is from RefSeq and is a predicted model, not a curated record. NCBI's taxonomy places the organism in Eukaryota, Metazoa, Chordata, Actinopteri, Cypriniformes, Xenocyprididae.